Molecule: messenger RNA, 1653 nt
Organism: Fusarium venenatum
Lineage: Eukaryota; Fungi; Ascomycota; Sordariomycetes; Hypocreales; Nectriaceae
Source: RefSeq, a predicted model, not a curated record
AUGGAGUCGAUUCAACAACAACUUGAGCCUACGAGCUCCAAAAAGCGAAAACCACACGAAUCGAGAGAAUCGCGAGUAGCUGUACGUGUCCCAGCGAGACCAAAAGACUAUAUACCCGGGAAGGGACCAGAACUGCAGCGCAUAAGCUUGCUCCCACCACAAGACUCAACAGCUUAUAUACUCGAGAGAAUUAUACUGCCUUCGCCUGGGUUAGCUGCAGAUGGAAACCCUCUACCGAGACGAAUGACAUAUAUCGUGGCGUGGCAUGAUCUCCCUGCGGCGCAACUGCUAGUUCCUGCCAUGGACAUCUUGGAAUACGUCUCCCCGCGAGAGCUGGAGGAGUGGGAAUUCGCAAACACCGAGGAACAAAUGGACAAGGAGAUCGAGAAGGAACAGACCCAAACUGGCGAUGCGCCGAAACCCAGAAGACGUGGAAGACCACCUAAACACAGCAAGAUAGAAACUGCUGUUGUUGCGGUACCGGAUGAUGACGACAAUGCUGUACAAAGAGGGGCUAUGACGAUAGCUACGCCGACAAAGAACAGAUUAAAAGACUUUGAGGGGCUAUCAGAUGAAGAUGCGACUCCAGCGCAAUUGCAAUGGGAGACAACCGGCGAGUCAGCUGGGACUGAUGACCAAGGAUUAUAUGGUGGAGGAGAUUCAGAUGGCUUUGGAAGCACACGCGCUGGUGCGCAAACUGAUCAGUUGCGUGAUUCGGGAUCUCAGUACCAUGGAUCGAAACAAAACCACCCCCCUGUCAUAGAAAUCGAGUCUUCCUCUUCAGCGACCUCAUCACGACAAAGUACGCCGAAAGUAACAGCUAUCAAGUCGGCAUCCAAGGGGAAAAGGAGAGCAGAUAAGCCCAAGAAGAAGACAGCGAUGAAUGGCGCAUUGAACGGCUUGCAAGCUACAGAGUCAACUUCGGAAUCAGUUUGGUCGCCACAAGAGACAGUUACGUACUCGAAUUCAGGCGUUGAGACACCUGAUCCUGAACCAAGCGCUGUGACGGCAAGACUCAUUGGGGAAGCUGCCUCAAUGCAGAAGAAGAAGUCCAAAAAUCCAAAAUCUGAGAAGCAUUCAAAGUCGGAGUCGAGGCCGUCAAAGGUCGCACAGCCACCUCAGCAAGAUCCUGUGCAGAGUACAGAGCAUCCAGAAGAGCCAGAAGAGCCAGAAGAGCCAGACUGGGAAGUCAAGCGCAUCGAGGGCAUGGAAAUGUACGAAGCCGAAGGAGGAGAUAUUGUGCGCUACUUCAAAGUCCGCUGGGAGGGAGAUUGGCCUCCGGAUCAGAAUCCAACUUGGGAGCCUGAAAGUAAUCUUCCAGAUCAACUUGUCCGAAGGUAUCUCAAGAACCGUAAGAGGAAGCGCCCUGAAGCACAGAAACGCACUGGGGGCGAGAAACCAAAAAAGCCUGCUGCUGCUACACAAUCCCCUGUGGCGCCCACAUAUAAGUCUAGGAAGUCUAUGAAGCAGACCACGUUAUCAUGGGGUAUUCCAGCGAAGCAGUUCAGGAGCGUCGCCGAGGCCUUUGAAGGACUUGAAGAAGACGAGCUUUCCAUGCCACACUAUGACAAAGCACCUAUUCAAGAGCAAGAUGAAGAUCAAGACGAGCUUUUCAUCGUCGAGGAACCGCUUACCAAGAAGAGUCGGGUCUAG